Clarias gariepinus (North African catfish) is the source of this 964-nucleotide messenger RNA. RefSeq names its product ciliogenesis and planar polarity effector 2 (gene cplane2). Gene Ontology annotation, molecular function: GTPase activity; GTP binding. The transcript is spliced from 5 exons. The record is from RefSeq and is a predicted model, not a curated record. Lineage: Eukaryota; Metazoa; Chordata; Actinopteri; Siluriformes; Clariidae. The coding region runs from base 56 to 808 and encodes 250 amino acids.
GUGUCAGUCUGUGUGCUGUUUUAGUCUGUAUGCUGAUUUAUAAGCUCAUUCUGACAUGGCGUGUGUAGCCGCAGGCUCGCUAGUGGUGUCAGACUGGCACCGAAGCCCCGAAAGCCGGGAAUUUUUCAGCAAGAUACUGCACAAGAAAAAGCGGAGAAAAUUCGGUCUGCUGGAAGCUCCUGCGAUGCCUCCACAUUUGAAAGCAGACAUAGUUCGUUAUAAAGUGUUCCUGUCAGGUAAAAGUGGAGUGGGGAAAACGACUCUAGCCGCUCGCCUUGCUGGUCUAGACAUGCCCAACACACACUAUGAGACCACAGGCAUGGAAACGUGCGUGGGGUUUUGGCCUGUGAAGCUCAGGGAGAGUGGCCGCGUGCUUUACUUCCACUUCCAGCUCUGGGACUGUGGCGAAAAUGCCAUGCGCAGAUUUGACCACAUGCUGCCGUCCUGUAAGGAACGUGUGGAUGCCAUUCUCUUCUUGUUCUCCUUUACUGACCGUGGAUCUUUUGAGGAUCUUUCCAAUCAAAUGUCUCGGAUUACAGAUCCAUCAGACAGACUAGUCAGAUUGGUGGUUGGGACCAAAUUUGACUUGUUUAUGCAUACAGAUGUGACAGACAGUGACAUCACAUGCUUUCAGGAGGUGUGGGGUGUGCCGGUGUUUCGGGUUGGAGGUGAUGUGAGCGGAGGCUUUGGUGAAAUUGCACCUCUUUUAAAUGCCUUGGCAGAAAACCUGUGGCACCAGGACUGUAUGCAUGCCUUCACGUCAGUACCAUCUUACCUAGGACACAGUGGCCCAGAAAUUAUUGUAUAAGCUCAUAUUUGUAAAGCACAUUGAUUGUGUUCAUGUUAAACACUGAAUCUAGUAUACACUUUGUAGGACUUCAACUCACAGACUUGUACUGUAUUAAAAAUAUACCUCAUUUAUAUAUGCAUUGCACUACUAUUACAUAAAAAAAACUGUGUUAAA